Molecule: messenger RNA, 3974 nt
Organism: Fukomys damarensis (Damara mole-rat)
Lineage: Eukaryota; Metazoa; Chordata; Mammalia; Rodentia; Bathyergidae
Gene: Pogk
Product: pogo transposable element derived with KRAB domain
Exons: 4
Coding region: 471-2309 (612 amino acids)
Biological process (GO): regulation of DNA-templated transcription
Cellular component (GO): nucleus
Molecular function (GO): DNA binding
Source: RefSeq, a predicted model, not a curated record
AUUCCCACUAUACUCAAUUGGCUUCUCCUACCAACCCAGCUGAGUAAAAGUCCUGUCUGUUCUGACACUUCGGCUGACAGGAAGUAAACACCCUCCUUUGAUUGGAUGUUUGGGUGCUCCUGACUCUGGGGAAGGUCUGCUCCUCCAAGCACUGUUUAAAACCUCUUUCCUGCUAGUUUCAGCCCUGCCCUUGAGUCUUUACAAACCAGUCUGGCCUCUCUGCCACAGAAAGCUUCUAAAUAUUUGAAGGAAGCCAGAUAUGUUAUCUACCCACCUUCCCUCUUAUCAUAAUUAAAUAUGCCAGCUUUCAGCUUCCUGGUGGUUUCCCAUCCUGCCCAGCCCCGACUGUUCCCUGCCUUCAUUCCAGCCAGAACAGUUCUCAGAGCUAAGGAGGUUUUUGGUUGCUGAGCCUUCCUCACAGGCUUUCACGCUGACACCUGCUCUGUCCACACCCAAUCUUGCUUGCAGAGAUGGAGUCUGCAGCCUGUCCUCUCAAUGUGACCCUGAAGGAAGAGCUAGAGGAGGAAGAGAUUCGGAGCCGGGAACUGGAAGAUGGCCCCACAGAUAUGCAAAAGGUCCGAAUCUGUUCAGAGGGUGGAUGGGUACCAGCCCUGUUUGAUGAGGUGGCCAUAUAUUUUUCCGACGAGGAGUGGGAAGUUUUAACAGAGCAACAAAAGGCUCUGUACCGGGAAGUCAUGAGGAUGAAUUAUGAAACUGUCCUGUCCCUCGAAUUCCCAUUCCCUAAACCGGACAUGAUCAGCCGGCUGGAACGGGAGGAGGAGUCUCAAAAUUCUGAUGAGUGGCAGCUCCAAAGAGCAACCUUUGCAGAAAAUGAAGACUCUGACCUUAAGCCCGCCGACUGGGCAAGCCCCAUGCAUACUGCCUCCCAGUUUCCCCCACCCCAGCACCUGGACAGAUUCAGCCUGCGUCUGCCUCGGUGCAUCACAGAGCUGCCAGAGUGGAGUGAGGGUUACCCCUUCUACAUGGCCAUGGGGUUCCCUGGGUAUGACUUCUCAGCCGAUGACCUGGCUGGGAAGUUUCAGUUCAAUCGAGGCAUGCGCCGAAGUUACGAUGCUGGAUUCAAGCUGAUGGUAGUAGAGUAUGCCGAGAGCACCAACAACUGUCAGGCUGCGAAGCAGUUCGGGGUAUUGGAAAAAAAUGUUCGAGACUGGCGUAAAGUGAAACCACAGCUCCAAAACGCACAUGCCAUGCGGCGGGCAUUCCGAGGCCCCAAGAACGGGAGGUUUGCCCUGGUGGACCAGCGUGUGGCUGAGUAUGUCCGGUACAUGCAGGCCAAGGGGGACCCUAUCACCAGGGAAGCCAUGCAGCUGAAAGCUCUGGAGAUUGCCCAGGAGAUGAACAUUCCAGAGAAAGGGUUCAAGGCAAGCCUGGGUUGGUGUCGGAGGAUGAUGAGGAGGUAUGACCUGUCUCUGAGGCACAAAGUGCCCGUGCCCCAGCACCUGCCUGAAGACCUGACUGAGAAGCUCAUCACAUAUCAGCGCAGCGUGCUGGCUCUGCGCAGGGCCCACGACUAUGUGGUGGCACAGAUGGGAAACGCAGAUGAGACGCCGAUCUGCUUAGAGGUGCCAUCUAGGGUGACUGUGGACAAUCAGGGUGAAAAGCCUGUCUUGGUGAAGACACCGGGCAGGGAGAAACUGAAGAUCACCGCGAUGCUGGGUGUCUUGGCUGAUGGGAGGAAGUUACCUCCGUACAUCAUUUUGAGGGGGACGUAUAUCCCCCCUGGGAAGUUCCCCAGUGGGAUGGAGAUCCGCUGCCACCGCUACGGGUGGAUGACGGAGGACUUGAUGCAGGACUGGUUGGAAGUAGUGUGGAGGCGGAGGACAGGAGCUUCGGGAACUAUACCCAAGCAGCGAGGGAUGCUGAUCCUGAACGGCUUCCGGGGCCACGCCACCGACUCAGUGAAGACCUCCAUGGAAAGCAUGAACACCGACAUGGUGAUCAUCCCCGGGGGCCUGACCUCGCAGCUGCAGGUGCUGGAUGUGGUGGUCUACAAACCACUCAAUGACAGCGUGCGGGCCCAGUACUCCAACUGGCUUCUGGCUGGGAACCUGGCGCUGAGCCCCACAGGGAAUGCCAAGAAGCCUCCCCUGGGCCUCUUCCUGGAGUGGGUCAUGGUUGCAUGGAACAGCAUCUCAAGUGAGUCCAUUGUCCAAGGGUUCAAGAAGUGCCACAUCUCCAGCAACUUGGAGGAGGAAGAUGAUGUGCUGUGGGAAAUUGAGAGUGAGCUGCCUGGAGGGGGUGAGCCACCAAAAGAAUGUGACACUGAAAGCAUGAUGGAAGGCCACUGAAGGACAAGUUCAGGUAACUGGCCAGCAGUAGAUGCUCAGUGUCUUCGCUGAAGGACAUUUGUGUUCACACUCGCCUCUCUCUUUUCCGUUUGUCUGUUGUCAGGUUGUCUCAGAGCCUGCGUGACAGAGGUGUCAUAUAGGUAAAACACCAUCCGUAUUUUCAGAUUGCUUGGCUUACUUUGUGUACAGUUUGUGGCCUGGACCCACGAGCGCUUGGAAUAUAUGUAAAAUGAGCACAGGGUAAGCUGCCAGAACAUUUCAUCUGAAAGUGCUAACACUGAGAGAGCUUAGUCAAGAAAGCACCCUUCAAAAAAAUUUGUUUGGAAAGAUGAGUUUUUUUCUUUCCCUUAUAAAUCAUGCUGAACGUUUACGGCCAGGAGGACCAAGGAAGGCAGUAGUGUGCUCUGGGCCUCAGAUCUCUGCCCUGGGGUGUUCUACACUGUUGACCCCAGGGAGAUGCAAGUUUAGCUUUCGAUUGCUUUUCCCCAGGGUUUUCCAUCAUCUUCGUGUCAUAUUCACCUUCAGGUGGAGCGAGCAGUUAUGGUGACUUCCUGUAGUGAGCAGAUGUCUUGAAGGUGUUUUUAAAUUGAAUCAUUGCACCGAGGGUUAAAAUAACAGUGUGUACUUAGGACUACAGUGAGUAAAGUUUGAAGGCUGAGAAUGACAGCACUGAGUUGAGAGCCACCCCCAGCAAAGGAGCGUGCGGCCUCCACUCACCACCCACCCCCACAACCCCCAAGAGAGCAGGAGUGGCCACGGGAGUGGGAGACAGGAAGACAGCCUGCUUUAACCCCCUCAGUCUCAUUUCCCUAAUUAUUAUCCAAGUACUCUGUGUCUCUAGACUUUUAACAUGGAUGAGGCCAUGCCUUUAACACAGGGCCUGAAACCAUCUUGACACCUUUUUUCUGUCCUAAAGUAUAAUUAGGUGUUUGCAUGCUACCUUUUCCUGCAAAAGAAAUGCUAAUAUGAAUCUUCUUCCAGCCCACUCUGCUGUAUAAGCAUGUCUGUGUGAAAGUGUGACUUACGCCUUCCUUUGGCCCAAAUCAAAUUGUACUCAUAUCACUGAAUUCAAUUCAGUCCCGAGAUCACUUGAUUACAGUAGAGCAAGUUCUUAUUCUUAUGCUCAAAAUCACUCAAUUUUUUUUUCUUUCAUGUCCCCCCUUUCAAAAAUCUUGUGAAUUCAGCCUUCCUUUUACACUAAUCCUUAUACUACCUCCAGUGAUUAUCAAACUUUGGAUUAGCUCGUUAAAUCAUUUCCUGUUUUUAAUUUCCCGCUCCUUGUUAGACAACAUUUUUGAGAAUUUUCAAUUUUCUACACUGUUUCCUAAACAAAGGACCAGAUCACUCAGAAAAGGAGAGGGAAGAUCUGCUGAGCUACAGCCAUGAGCUUCUGUCCCCUAUCCGCAUGAACUCUUGCGCCUCUAGAAAGGCACCGUCCUCUGGGGAUGGAAGUGAAUGAGAUGUAGGAGAUACCCUGGCACAAAACCGCCUCGUCAUCUAUCUGAAAAUCUAAUUAAUAGAAUUACUCUUAUUAAAAUACCCAGAAAGCCAAGGGUUAAUUCACGCUUAGGUUCUAUCUGUUUUCCAGCAAAUGGAUCUGUGGUGGAAACAGUUGGGGAGGAGAAUCCUCAAGAUUAUCCCUGAAAGUACAGAUUCACAGGAGCA